CUGCGGGUCCCGCGGAGCCGCCGCCGCACCCGGCCCCGCCCCGGCCCCGCCCCGGCCCCGGACCGGACCCGGACCGGACCGGACCGCGGGAGCGCAGCGCCGUAGCCCGUGCUGAGCGCGCGUGUCGGCGGGCCGUGGGGCCUCCCCGGGCGGCAGCGCCAUGGGGCCGCGGGGCCGGGGCCUGCCGUGGGCCCUGGUGCUGCUGGCCUUGCGCGGAGCGGCCGGCGUCCCCCCCAGCUUUGUCCUCUUGCUGGCGGACGACUUGGGCUUCGGGGACCUGGGGAGCUACGGGCACCCUUCUUCUGCCACGCCCAGCCUGGACAGGAUGGCUUCCCGAGGGCUGCGGUUCACCAACUUCUACAGCAGCUGCCCGGUGUGCAGCCCGUCCCGGGCAGCCCUGCUGACAGGCCGGUUCCAGAUGCGCUCUGGGGUUUACCCGGGUGUGUUCAACCCAGACUCGCGGGGAGGCCUGCCGCUCUCUGAGGUCACCAUUGCAGAGGUGCUGAAGGCUGAGGGCUACGCCACGGCCAUGGUUGGCAAGUGGCACCUUGGCCUGGGGAUUAAUGGCUCCUUCCUGCCCAUCCACCAGGGCUUUGACCACUUCUUGGGGGUGCCCUACUCCCAUGACCAGGGCCCCUGCCAGAAUCUCACCUGCUUCCCGCCUGACAUCAAGUGUUUUGGGACUUGUGACCAAGGCUUAGUGCCAGUCCCGCUGCUCUGGAACCAGAGCAUCGUGCAGCAGCCGGUCUCUUUCCCUGAUCUGGUGCCACUCUACAACAAAUUCUCCUGGGACUUCAUUGCUGACUGUGCCCGACGAGGCCUCCCGUUCCUGCUCUACUAUGCGUCCCACCAUACCCACUACCCCCAAUUUGCAAGCCAGGGGUACGUGGGGCAGUCACGGCGUGGGCCGUUUGGUGAUGCACUCUUGGAGUUUGAUGGCUCGGUGGGACAGCUGCUGCAGGCGCUGGAGGAAAAUGGUGUUGCGAACACAACCUUGGUGUUUUUCACCUCUGACAACGGCCCUUCCACCAUGCGGAUGGCACGUGGAGGCAGCUCUGGCCUUCUGAAGUGUGGGAAGGGCACAACAUACGAAGGUGGCAUGCGGGAACCAGCGGUGGCUUAUUGGCCAGGCCGUAUCACUCCAGGAGUGACGCAUGAGCUGGCAAGCACCCUGGACAUCCUGCCAACACUGACUAACCUGGCUGGAGCAGCUCUUCCCAGAGUUGGCCUGGAUGGCUAUGACCUGAGUCCAGUGCUGUUUGGGUCGGGGAAGAGUCCCCGUCGGACGAUGUUCUUCUACCCACCGUCCCCCGACCCACUGCACGGCCCCUUCGCUGUCAGGCUUGGGAAGUACAAGGCCCAUUACUUCACACAAGGUUCCUUUCACAGUGAUACGACCCCAGACCAGGCCUGCCACGGGCUGACCCCACUGACCCCUCACUUGCCCCCGCUGCUCUUUGAUCUGGAGUCAGACCCGGCCGAGAACUAUGAUCUGCUGCAAAGCGGCGCAGGGCCGGAGAUUCUGCAAGUCCUGAGGGAGAUCGAACUGCAGAAAGUGCUUUUUGAACAGCGCAUGGAGUUUGGGGAAAGCCAGAUCAGGAAGGGCAGGGAUCCUGCCCUGCAGCCCUGCUGUGUACCAGACUGUACUCCUAAGCCUUCCUGCUGCCGCUGCUCCUAGCCUCUUGCUGCUCCAUCCCCUUCAGUUGCUCCACACUGGAACCCUAUCCCAAACUCACCAGACACCCCCUGCCCCCAACUAACCAAGCUCAGCCUUAGAGCUACCCUGCAGCUUGGGCUCAGUGACACCUCUGACUGAUGGAGCACUGGGGAGGCAAACUGUGGGUUGGGGAGAUUACGGACCCUGCCAGGAGUGCAGGUCAGUGGACCCUGUGCUCCGUGCAGGACAUUCAAGCUGAGGCCUCUUGAGAGAAACCCUGACUUGUUCAGGGAAGGACCAUGAUACGGCAUCGCCUCCAGAGCCAGAACAGCUCCUUUCAAACCAUGAUCGAGAUGAAGCAAAGGGCAUGCCCCAGUGUCCAGAGGUCCCCCCUCAGCUGGAGGCAUGCUGUGCACCCCUGGGUGGGAACAGAGCUGGGACCUGGAGCACCAUCACUUGCCAGGGGCCAAGAGCACAGCGAGAGGAGGAUGGGAUGGAUGGUCCUGGCAGCUUCAGAGGCAGGACCUUGUGCAGCUAGUGCAGAGUGGACAUGCCUAGGUGGGAAGCAGCUCUGGGUAUGCAUGCUCAAGCACCUCCAAGUGCUUCACGAUGCCAGGAGGUGGAGAUGUGGCCGGUGGUUGGCAGGCCUAGGCCUCUUGUAAGGUCUAUGGAAGCUGGGGCUGAUCAGUCAGGUGGGCUGCAACCACGUGCCAUCCACAUGGCUGAAAGGGUCUCGCUCCUCUUACUCGUGAGCUAGUCCAGCUUCCAGUUCACUAGUGAACUGCACACGCACACAGUGCUCCCACCCCAAGGUGGCCCUGGACACUCGGUGUCUCCAGCUGCUGGGUCCCUAGGACCUGUGUUCCCUCCUGCCGUUGCUAGCAGCCAGGCCUCUGGACCCACUCCCCCACCGGGUACAGAGCAGGGCCACACAGAAAAGGGUUUGGAAUCGCUCUCAAAAAGAAGGUAGGACGUACUCUGGUGACUAGGUGCAGGGCUCGGUCAAACAAGCAAACCAGCCAGCAGUUUGCUUCUGUGUGACUAGCUCCUUGAUCCCCCCUCUCUCCACUUUCCGUGCCUGGACAUCCCCCUCAUCCUCCUUGACUCCCCCUUUCUCCGCCCUUGUCUCCUCCCAGUCAAGGGACCCACCCCCGGUUUAUUUUUUCCCCCUUGCUCCCAGGCUUGCUACAUCUGUGGGCAGAUUUGGUGUUUCGGGUGCUAGGUCACCUUGGACUUCCAUGGCAUUACCGAUGCGGUUUCCUGGGGACUGCUGUCCCUGCCAGAUUCCUCUCCCCAAAAUGACCCCAACUCUUCCCUCAAUUAUCUGUGAAGUGUGGCCACCUCUCACAUCAGUCCCCCUUAACCACCUGCAAAAUCUGGUACUGGAAUAGCAGAGUAUCCACAGAAGACAAGUUUUCUUCUCUAAGGCCUUCUGUCUGCUCUAAGCAGAUACAGGGCACUACCCUGAGGUCAAUUUUCAAAAAACAAAGCGGGCUUGAGUCCAGUUUGUUUGGGGCCCCGUUCUGGUGCAUGUGAAGCCACGCUAUGCCUCGAGUGCCUUGAGAGCAGCUAUUCCACUUUCGGACAGAGCCUGCCCUGUCAUCCUAGGGCCCAGGCUGGCACUCAGUUGUGUGCCUUAUGUCUAUCCACACAAGCCAGGAUGGCAGCAGGACGCUCCUGCACCUUUCACGAGCUCUGAGGCUGCCAUUCUCCAAGCCACUGCUCUCUACCCUCCGGGGACCUAGUCCCGCUCAGCAAAUGCAACGCACGUGGCUGGCUCCUGCUUGUCUCCCAUGACUGCCCUGCACUCCAGUGUGUGAGCAAAGCAGCACCAUAUGGCUGUAGAAGGCAGACUGAUGAGAUAAGACUGAUACAGGAUUUACCAAAGUCAUGAAGAAUGGCAUGUGUGGCUGAGAGCAGGAGCAUCCUUCUCUGUCUAGAGCUUCGGAUUGCAUGUCUUUGGCCACGGAGACCAGGUGCCACCACUGCCCUUGUCAGUGUUGGCCCAGAACAGCAAUGUAACUGCUAGACAGCAAGGACAUGAAGCCUGCCAGAGGGUGUUGCUGUGGCUGACACAGUCAGCGUGGACUGUGCUGCAUCUGCGUUUCACCGUGCUUUGUGCAGGAAGGUUGACACUGCUUGGGUAUGCUUGGCUUAUUUGGCUUGCACAUCACUGCUUGCCUGCCGCGGCUGUAACCAGAUUGGCUCUUCAACACCCAAAGACGUGCAUGCUGCCUGGUGUA
Molecule: messenger RNA, 3900 nt
Organism: Aquila chrysaetos chrysaetos
Lineage: Eukaryota; Metazoa; Chordata; Aves; Accipitriformes; Accipitridae
Gene: ARSA
Product: arylsulfatase A
Exons: 8
Coding region: 161-1678 (505 amino acids)
Molecular function (GO): arylsulfatase activity
Source: RefSeq, a predicted model, not a curated record